This is a messenger RNA of Trichobilharzia regenti, 1909 nucleotides long. The record is from the annotation of a GenBank genome assembly. NCBI's taxonomy places the organism in Eukaryota, Metazoa, Platyhelminthes, Trematoda, Strigeidida, Schistosomatidae.
UAUUUUCUCUACUUAUAUUUUCGAUUAUAAUUUACACUUUUAUGUAAAAGUUUUAGUGUGAAGUUUAUAUUUUUUAUUCUCUCCAUCUUCUGACUGACAAUUUUAACUAAUGAAUUGUUCAGAGUUAAUGAAUAAUUUCCCAGAUUAUUAUAAAUAUGAAAUGGGUGUAGAAGAUAGGCAUGCGUUGAAUGAACGAUAUUCAUUGGGAACACUAAUGAGUUUUAUACAACUACUUAAUACUAAUCAGUUUCAAUCUAGUCCAAUGAAAAACAGCAGGUGGUAUGUUAAUCACCGAUGGAAAUUAAUUUCAGAGAAGAUUAACUCUAAAUCAAAUCAACAUACAGCUCUAAUCCUUAAUAGUAAUUGUAAUAACGGAAUUAAUACUUUGUUAAACAAUGAAACACACUCUAUUUCUUCAAACUGUUCAAAAGAAAGUUUUUCAAACUUCUAUGCGCUAAAAUCAGAUCAAGCUAGAUUGGGAAAAUAUCGAUCAACACCAAAGUAUAAGCAAAGAAUAAGUGCAUUCGAUAUCACUAGUGAUCAAUCAACUCAAUCGUAUACACUAACUCUGUCAAAUCAGACAACUAGUGAUUCACUUAUUCAAGCUAAUCAUCGAACAAAGACAAGUUCUAAUCUCCUGAAGGCUAAAAUAUCCCGCAACAGUGGUACUAUAGAUUCAAAGCAACUGAAAAGUCCCAUAAAAGUUAACUACACAUCAGGUAAUAAACAUAAUUCAAAGGCAUCUGAUACUAAUAACCUUCUACAUGUUGUCAAUAAUGACCAACAACUGAAUAGUGUGACACUGAGAAGUCAAUGUUCAUCGUGUACUACUACGACACUGUCAGAAAUUUUCGACGAUACAACAUGUAGCCAAUCAGUCGGCACUGAAAUAAGCGAUAUUUACAAUGGUCCAUCACUACGUAGAGUACGCUAUAUCGGAACAAAAUUACCUACUAAUAAAUGGCAUAGAUCAGGUUCCCUUUUACAAAAUAAAUUAAGAAAAGAAAUUGACAGUGCAUAUCUAUCUCUCGAACAUCGUAAAUGUUAUACACGACAUUAUAUUAGAAAGGCUGUAUCAUCUAUUUAUAAUGUUCCAUUAAAUUUUAUAACUAACAAAAGUACAGUUGUGUGUAAAAUUGCAGAAAAACGCAAUGUCAUUGAUGAUUUCCUUCAGCGUAGAAGUUCACUGCCUAGUAGACAAAGUUUCACUUCUAUGGAUAUGAAUAAAGAUAUACAAAUAUGUUCUCCCAAACGAUUAGUUUGCAUAAAUGAAGCUAAACAGAGCAUAGCAAGCAAUGAAAGUGAAGGACACAUAUUCAAAGAAGCUUUUGCUGGACAUGAUAUACAAACAUAUUUUAUUGCUACUUGUACUAAUAGACUUCCAUGUGAAACAUUUUCUCACUUACUUGAGAGUUCAUUUUUAAAAGCUGAACAACCUGAGUAUACAUCAUCAGAGAAACAAAAGUUUAGUCUUAAUUUAUGUGGACCGGAAACAAUUACAGAGAGUGAGUUCUUAGCGCAAACAGUACCAAUGAAAAGUCUGCUUAGUAAGCCUGAAAAGCUUAUAAAUAUUACAUUGAUGAAAACUCCAGCGUUAAUAAAUUCAGCACUGGGUAAACACAUCUUGAAAAACAAUGAAUUAUCUUUAAAUUCCACUGAGAAAAGCUCUGAACUGCAUCUAGACAGUGAAGAUACUUCAUCUGAAGAGACUAGACAAGAAUUCAUCAAAGACUCGAAACAAGCUCGAAGUCACCGUCAAGUUUAAUCGCUUGCAAUCCAGAGGAGACAAAUAUAAUAACUAUAUUCACAAUUCCUGAAUAUACCCAUCUUUGUCAAGUGUACUACAUCUACACGAUACCGACAAAAGUGAAGUAAAACAAUCGAUUUAUUUUGCAUAUUUAAAUGACGG